Messenger RNA from Penicilliopsis zonata CBS 506.65, 3177 nucleotides. RefSeq lists its product as hypothetical. The record is from RefSeq and is a predicted model, not a curated record. Gene Ontology annotation, molecular function: ATP binding; DNA ligase (ATP) activity; DNA binding. Gene Ontology annotation, biological process: nucleotide-excision repair, DNA gap filling; DNA recombination; double-strand break repair via nonhomologous end joining. NCBI's taxonomy places the organism in Eukaryota, Fungi, Ascomycota, Eurotiomycetes, Eurotiales, Aspergillaceae. The transcript is spliced from 2 exons. The coding region runs from base 1 to 3177 and encodes 1058 amino acids. Gene Ontology annotation, cellular component: DNA ligase IV complex.
AUGGGGUUCAAGUUCACCUUCUUAUGCGACCUGCUGUCCGAUCUGGAGAAGAACCGCACGCUGAAAGCCUCAACAGCGUCAAAAAAUCAUAACCCGGAUAUCACAGUGGUUACCCGAUGGUUCGCCACACAUCGCAAGCGAAUCGAUGACGAUGGGACCGAUAAGCUCGCGCUUCUAUCAUCUAUCUUCCCGGAGAAGAGAGUUGAUCGGGUCUACUGGCUCCAGGAGAGCUUGUUAGCUAGGGUUAUUGGACGCUCGCUUCUCCUUGGAUCGGUACGCCGCGAGGAGCUCGACCGAUGGCGUGAGCCGGGAAAUGGUGAUCUCGCACAAUGCGUCGAGAAUGUCAUGCGUCAGGCAGAGAAUUUGGUCGCGUCUGGGCAGGAAGUCACGGUGGAAGAGAUCGAUUCGGCUCUGGAUAGGGUAGCGUCACGAUGCCGCUUUUCCGGUCCUCGAGUUCGACGGCAACAUUCUGCAGUUGAUGUUGAUGAAGCUUUGUCGACGCUUUAUCGACGACUGAGUAGCCGAGAUGCCAAAUGGCUCACUCGAAUGAUCCUGAAGGUCUACUAUCCCGUGAUUGUUCCAAUCAACUAUACUCUGGGCUGUUUUCACUUUCUCCUCCCGCAGCUCCUUCUGUUCCAAGACUCGUUUGAUGCAGCAUUGACCAUGCUUUCUUCGGAGCCGAUGAAACAUUACCCACGACAGCCAGAGCGAGGCCUUGCCAAAGAUCUGUGUGCUCUGGCUUUGUCUCACCUAACUCCCAAGACUGGAAUCAAAAUAGGACGUCCCGACUACUGGAAAGCAAGAAGUAUUAAACAUUGCUGCGCAAUGAUCGGACGCCGCCGAAUGAGCCUUGAAAGAAAGUAUGACGGCGAAUACUGUCAAAUUCAUAUUGAUCUUCACAAAGGUGGAAACUAUAUCCAAAUUUUCUCCAAGAGUGGGAAGGAUUCCACGUAUGAUAGAGCAGGGAUACACCAGGCCAUCAAUCGGUCUUUGAGAAUAGGAAAGUCCGAUUGCAAGUUUACUCGCCGUUGUGUCUUAGAGGGCGAGUUACUUGUUUGGAGUGAUAAGCAGAAGAAAAUCCUUGACUUCCACAAACUGAGAAGGUUUAUCUCGCGGUCUGGAACGUCCAUUGGAACAGAUAAUGAUUCUCCACCUCAGGAGGGAGAGCAUCUGAUGAUGGUCUUUUUUGAUGUCUUGCUUGUUGAUGACAACAUUUGCUUAAUCAAACCACACAGAGAAAGACGGCUUUUACUCAAGGAUUUGAUCCAAACGAUCCCAGGCCGCGCAGACAUCUCGCAGCAGACAGUCAUAGAUUUCUCUCGUCAGGGUGCCCCCAGCCAUCUUGAGAAAGCAUUUUCGAGAAGCAUCGUCGAGAGAUGGGAAGGCUAUGUCCUAAAGGGGAGUGACGAUCCAUACUUCUCCUUCCUAACCUCUGGCGAUAGUACAUCAUCUUCUGGUCGCUGGAUUAAGCUCAAAAAGGAUUACAUUCCAGGCCUAGGUGAUACAGUCGAUCUCGCCUUGAUUGGGGGUAGUUAUGAUCCUCGAGAGGCCAAAAAGGUUAACAAAACCCGCCGGCUACUAUGGACGCACUUCCACGUCGGAUGUCUGUUGAACCAAGAGGCCGUGAUCCAGCGUAAAGCAAAACCCAAGUUUCGCGUAAUUGACGUGAUCGGUCAGCACUGCAUGAGCCCGCGAAGCAUGCAGCAUCUCAACCAAUUUGGUGAGUUUAGCUCUCAGAAGUUUGAUCAUGAAAAUGAAUACUUCGAUGUGGAGUCUGGCCACCCAGCCUUGCCCCCAAUUGAUCAUAUCUUCAAGACCCCAUUUGUAGUUGAGAUGAUGGGGAGCGGUUUCGAGCGACCAUCGAAUGCAAGAUAUUUCUCGCUACGCUUCCCCCGAAUCUUGAAGAUUCACUGCAAUAGGACGUUUGAAGAGGCGGCUUCAUUCUCUGAGUUGCAGGUUUUAGCUGAGAAAGCUCGGUCAGUACCGUCUGAGGAAUUGUCUCAAGAGGAAGAGCGAUGGAGGCAACGCCUGCGAGGGAUCCAUGCUGCCGCUGAAAGAUCCCAGGAUACUGCGUCAUCUAAUUCAGGAUCCCGGCCUUCUUCUCCAUCUCUUGAAGGUAGCGAUACGAAUGACACCAGUAAUAGUGACGCACCAAGCCCAAUUGUGGAGGUCCUUCCGAAAGGGAUGCACAGCGUGCAGCAUGAAGUAUAUCCUGGAAGACGUGCAGAACCGGCAGAUGGUAUUUCUAUCUAUGUCGACGGCACUUCAGUCUCAACAGUGCCAGAAUCAUCUGCGGUCCAGAGAAAUUAUCUCGCUCAAAAUGAAAAUCUUUCUGGUCAUCAGAACCCGCGUAAACGAAGGCUGGAAUCGCCUGACAGAGCGCUAUGCAAGAAGCCCAAAAUGACCGAAAGAUUUGGCACGUCUCCACGUUGUCUAAUAGCAAAUCGAUCCGAGACAGUCCAGGAUGAAGAGCGUGUGCCUUGGCCGAGCGGUGGACCAGACACUUUCUUCAACAGGCGGGAGACUGUUUCUCAUGACGAGCCUAUCUCAAUGGGCCUGCAAACAGAGCAUCCUCAUGUUCAAUAUCUACUGAAAAAAGUUCCUGUCUAUAUAAGCCCGAAUCUCUCAUUGGAUGGGAGCUUUGCUUGCGGUUCUCAUCAAAACGGACAGAGCGAUGCAGGAUACCGGCAUCUUGAACCCUUUCUUCAACAACUAAUUCCUUUGGAAAAUCCAGAUCAGCUUCGACAAUCUUAUCCUCAUUCUGAACAGCCACUUGGAUUGUUUCUUAUUGAUCGGCAGUGUUCACUUGGUGAAGAACUCUCAUUAAUUGGAAAUCGGUUGUCCAAGACCCUCGCAAAUGGGCACCGUCAGUCAGUCUAUGAAGUAAAAGUAAUAUUCAUGGAUGUCGCUAUGCUGUCCCUUCAUAGAAACAACGAUAACCCAAGAUCCAGCUGGAGGAGGAUCGCGGAAGAAUAUUUCUAUGCCUGUCUCACAUGGCGCAUCAAACAGGGUCCAAGCACUACUGAACGCCUGAAUCAUUGCGCAGAAAGCAGUCUUCUACGUCAGGCCCAAGACCCCGUUGAUGGCUCUCAAGGUCGAGAUAUGAAGCCUGCGAUAUAUAUAACGUUUGAUAAUCGCGAGACUGAGGGGCUUGAGCAGCUCGCCUCGGCCGGGUAG